Messenger RNA from Homalodisca vitripennis (glassy-winged sharpshooter), 1087 nucleotides. Its product is annotated as acyl-CoA-binding protein homolog. The transcript has 3 exons. Lineage: Eukaryota; Metazoa; Arthropoda; Insecta; Hemiptera; Cicadellidae. Bases 798 to 1061 code for a protein of 87 amino acids. Gene Ontology annotation, biological process: fatty acid metabolic process. Gene Ontology annotation, molecular function: long-chain fatty acyl-CoA binding. The record is from RefSeq and is a predicted model, not a curated record.
UGCAGAAACUGUGGAACGUGCGUUCCGUAUAAAGUUUGGUUGUAAUCCUCCAAGUGAUGAUAACAUCCGAACAUCUCACGACAAACGGUUAGUUAGAGACUUUCAAGAGCAGCAAACAGAAAUCAGUUCGGAAGGCUAGUCGUGAAUAAUUAACAAUUCCAGUGUCGACUGUUUUGGAAAGUUUUGCGGAAACACUUACAACUACGUCCUUGUGGUUUGCAGUUGUUUCCUCUAAAGCCUGCAGAAUGUGUUUUACGUGCCAAUUUCGAAAACGAAAUGUUUUUGCUCGUCGAUGAAGAUUUUUCGGAUCAUGUUGUUUUCAGUGACGAAUCAACAUACCAAUGUGCGGCGUAUCUGGGUCUUAGAAAAUUCUCACACAUUUUUGGUGCAAUAACUUAUAUUUCUCAAAGAAAAUCAACCUUGUUGAAUUAAAUUACUUAUUGGCUUAGAUUUAAAAGAACACCGAAUAACGUUGCUAAAAAAGGUCGUGUCUAUUUUUGCUGAAUAACAACACAAAUGUACGUGACAGUAGCUCGAAUUUCUCAAACCAACAUUUUUAAUUGAAUUAAUUUAAUUACAAGACAAGAUCGCACUGUCAUUCUGAAAUUAACAGUUCAAUUUGAACAGCCAACAGCAGAUUACCUCUCGUUUGAGUUUCACUCCAUAGUGGCUGACAAGCUUGCACAACAAUGACAACGCCAGGUGUCUACUGAGCAUUAUAGCCGUGACUUGUAGCGGGACGAUGACAAGCACUCUGCUUGUAGUGUUAGUGAUACCAGAGCCUGCACACUGACAACAUGUCUUUAGAACAGAGGUUCCUGGAAGCCGUAGAGAAGGUGAAGACUCUGACUCAGCGACCUACGGAUGAGGAGCUACUCGAGUUGUACGCCCUGUUCAAGCAGGGAAACUUUGGGGAUAACAAUACUGACAAACCCGGCAUGUUUGAUGUCAAAGGAAAAUACAAAUGGGAGUUCUGGAUGAAGAAGAAAGGAAUGACGAAGGAAGAAGCUCAAGAAGAAUAUAUUAAAUUUGUUGAGACAUUAUUAGAAAAGUAUGCUUAAAAAUAAACUUUCAUAAACUUUGUAAA